GCAUUGACAGCCAACCACAAGAGUCGUUCGCAUUUUUCUUACUCUCUCGCUUUCUCCGUCUUUUCGUCAUGCUUGCCAAAUAUUGUGCGUGUGUUUGGAUAUAAAUCAAAGCAUCACUCACUCAUGAUGCCAUUUCGCAAGCUGUGUAUGUGUACUGGAAUAUCCGUUUAGCAUUGAGAUUGUGCGUCGCAUUCCAACACAAUACAACGCUACACUCAUUUUGUUUACUCGAAACGUCAAACGUGUUCCGCGCAAAUUCGCCACAAACGAUUCCAUGUAGAAAUUGUGUGACUUUAUUCUGCAUACAAUCAGAGUUGGAUAACAUUUUUUGUGAAUUUGGGUGAAAUAUCGUCAAAUUGUGAGCUGAAUCAAGACUCCCAUUAGAGAAUCGAUUUAACGCGAAUAAGAUGAAUUCAAAUUGGAAGCAGAAGCUAAACCAAAUAUUUGACGCACAUGAAAGCAGCAUCGAGGAAGAGCUAUUGAAAGUGUCAUUGGCAUUCGAAUCGUGUCAGCCGUCGGCAAAUCUAACCACAGAGCCGUCUUAUUUCGACUUUCUUUGCUGUCGGCUAAGUGCAACGUGUCGAAAAUUCCAAUUGGGAUACACAGCCGCCAAAAAUGUAGAAGCAACAGAUAGCACUGCUCGAACUGACAACCUAACGGCUGUCAAGACGACUCCAGUCAGUUGUGUAUCGGCAACUAGCACGCUUCGAGCCAGUGGCUUGACAAUCGUCACCCCAGUCAUAGCCAAUGGUAUUAUCACAUCAACUUCAGCCAAUGGUUUAUUGACAUCGACAAACAACCCGACUUCAGAUAGCGGCUUGAAAGUUACUGCGAUUCAAGCUGAUGAUACGUCCAGCUUAACCACCAACGACGAUACAACAAACUUAGAAGCUAAAGCUACUAAAACACUAGCUGAUCACUUGCCGUCAACUAGCCGUUGUGAUGCGUCAACUACCAACGAAUAUUCGGCCACAGCUGGUACAAAUGGUACCACGAACACAGAAGAUUCGCCACAAAUACGAAAUUCCACAAUUGUUCCAUCGGCAUUGAUCAAAAUGGAAAAGGACUCGGAUGAUGAGAUCAAUUGCGAUCAAGCCAUUGAGCAGGCAGAAGAUUUAAGCUCAAAUGUGAAUGAUGCUAAGAUCACAAAUGACACUGAAUCGAUUGAACAUCAUAUCAGCAAUAUCGCUGAAGAAGUGUCUAGCGCCGCCGUAAAUUCAAACUUACCCGAAGUGACUGCAUCAGCGGUGGUUAUGACAGAGGAAGAAAUUGAUCGUCGUAUUAAGAAUAUUAUAGCUGCAGCCAGUCAUUGGCAGAAAAACUUUGAACGGGCCAAUAAAUCGGGUCCGUCAGUAAAACGCAAGGUAUCAACCGAUGGAGAGGGUGCAGUUUUAGUCAAGAAAUUAAAGUUGGAAGAGCUGGAAAUGUCAUUGGAAGAAGAAACCCCACUGAACGCGAUCAUUCCGAAAAACAUUGACGCAAAAAUCCAUUGCAAGCAUCCAGUGUACAUCUCAAAAUGUAUGCUGUGCAGUAAAAUCGAUGCGAAUCUCGUUGAUCACUAUCGCCUUGCGCAUCCAAGCAGCGAAGUGUUUAUAUCGCGACCAUCUCCGGUGAUGAUAAAGCGAAUUCGAUGUCAAGGCGAGAGUUUUGAGUGCAAGGCUGGAAUCAUCAGUGGAAUGUGCUUCUUCUGUGAGCAGCUCAAAAAAUACACGAUCAACAAUUGGAAACAGCAUUUGCUGUCACACACGGGUGAAUUCGAGUACUAUUGUUCGAAGUGUUUGCUUGGACUGUCAAUGAAAGCAAAACAUGAGGGUUGCUCCAAGACAUUUGUCAAGCAUAUAUUCGCUAGCCAAACAAAUAACUGCGCUUUGAAAGGCUACAUCUGUAAGUUGUGCAAUUUUUUGCAGAUAAACAAAGACAAUUUGGUCAAGCACUUGGUGAAUGAGCACGGUAGCACAUCAUACGAGAUCAACAAACACUCGAAAAAGGUCACUUUGAUCCCGAAUCUCCGGCAUAUCACGUCGCUGAUUAUGAAUGGCCAUGAAUUUAUUGGCUCAGCCGAUAGAUAUCGAUGCGGUUUUGGCCAAUGCUACGCACAUUUUGGUGACUCAGUUGAUCUACUCGAGCAUUUCAAGCAUUUGCACAAUCGAUGGGGCGAUUUUAUGUGUCCACAUUGCUCACAGUUGAUUCGCUGGCGCUGUUUUGAUGACAUUCUUAAUCAUUAUAAGCUUCACGGCUGUGAUUUGUUCCAGUGUGUCACAUGCCAGCACACUUUUGGCACUGAAUUUGAUGUCAUUUUGCACAUUGUACGCAAGCAUCCGAUGGAUGACUUUCAAUAUCGCCAGAAUAUCCGUUCGCAUCAUUAUGGAAUCGAGAAACGUGAAGUCACCAUUUUGAUGGAGUGCAAUUUGUGUAACAGCCGCUUUGAUAACGUAUCAUCGGCUUCGACGCAUUUCAAGAAGGUGCACGAUUCAUUGAACGUUGACUUUACUGCGAUUCAGUUGGUGAAAACGACAACAGUCGGAAUGGUGACAACAUUUUCGGUGGAGAAAAAACCAUUGCUUUUCCGGCAAUUCUUCGUCUGUCAACGUUGCAACCAGUCAAUUUUGUCCAAAGAUCAAUUGGUUGAUCAUCAGAAACGACAUCACAGUGGUUUCUCUAUCGAUCUGAAGUUGAGCAAAAUCGUUCAAUUGAACAGUGAAAAAAUUGUGAACUCAGGCACAUUUACCAUGAAGAAUUCACUGUAUGAUCGGUAUCUGUUGUUUACAUGUGUGCAUUGCGAUGAGGCCGGCGAUACAAUGGCUUGCUGGGCCACCGUUAAAGAGGUACAUUCACACUGGAAAUCAACACAUUCAACAAGACCAUUUCAAUUCUCAGCCGCUUUGUUGGUGUCAUGCCAUUAUUGUAAUUUCUUCAGCACAUUCCAUGGCCUCAAGGCACAUCAUGAAAAGAAACACGCACAAAACCAGACUCCUUUUAUCUUAUCCGAUUUGGUGGACCCGAAUAAAUGCGGUAUAUGCGAGUACAUGGGCGAUGGCCUGGCCGCACAUUUCAAAAGCAAACAUGAACUCACCGUGCAGAUCAACAAUCUCGAUCCGGUCAGCCUGAGCAAUGAAAUGCUCAACAAAUUGACCGGCAUCAAUAUCAAUCGAAAACGACAGUGUGGCAUUUGUAACGACCUGAACAAUCGCAUGGAGCUGUUUGAAACAGACACUGAUAUCGAAAUACAUCAUAAGAAGGAGCAUGAAUCAUUGGAACUGAGUUCGCAUAAAGUAUUCGACAAAGAGAGCCUGCAUGUGAUCACCGGGUGUUGCCAGUCAAAACUCAAUCCACAUGAACUGCUCGACCAUUUUGCCAAUCAUAAAUUUUCCGUUCUUUGUUCCAAGUGCCACUUUGAAACGUCGGAAUUGUAUGAGUUCAUCAAUCAUCAGGUCAACGAACAUGAUCUAACGAAAAAUGCCGACUUUUUGUACAAACGAUUUUUGUUCAAUCGAUUCUGGCGCAGCAAGCUAUCGUUUGGCAAUGGACUGGUUUUGAACAAGUGCAACACACUGAAAACCGAUUUUGAUGACAGCAAAGCAUUUCAGCAGCUGGUGGAGUCAAUGUUGAAGGAACAGAAGGAAAAGUAUCAAGGGAAAAAAUGAUUGAAGCGGAGAACUCGUUCAUUUUGAAUUGAUUCAAAAAGUUCGCUAAAAAAAUGAUGAAAUUGGUUCACUUAAAAAUUUAAAAAAAAAUGGUCUUUGAUAUGGAUUCAAGAAAAAAUAUCAUUUCUAUACCAAUUUUUUACAUAUCAACUUGAAUUUUGGUUACAACGGAUUCAAUUCGGGUUCACGAAUUUAAAAAAAUUGAAAAAUACUCGAAGAAAAUUUCAUUUUCCUGCAUACAAAAAGAAAAUGUUAGUGUUCUGCAUUUACCCAUCCAAAAGUCAAGAGAUUUUUUGUAGGAAAAUUUAAAUUUUAAAGUCACAUUUUCUCAAUUUUUGUGAACAAUUAAAAACAAACUCGAAUCGAGUUAAAAAAAAAAUUGCUUAGAAAGCAAAUGGUUUGAAGAAAAUGUUUCGAUUUAAUUUUUUGAAAAAAUUGAACAAAAUUUAAAAAACGCUGAAUAUCAAGAAAAAUAUAAGUAAACUCAAGUAAAAAGGGAUUAUUUCAAAAGAUGCAGAGAUGGAAUUAAAAAAAUUCUAACAAAUAGUCGUUAGGAGUUGUUAUUCAAUCCGAUUUGAUAUCGUGUCAACAAACUCAAAAUUGAAUUCGGAAUUUUCCGGAUCAAUCGUUUUUUUUUAAAUCAAAAUAUGUUUAGAAAAAAUUAUUAAAAAAUUAUUCAAAAAACAAAACGAUAAAAAAAAUCCACGAACAACCGAGGGAAAAUAUCAAUUCAUUUUUUGAUUAUUAAAACUUCCACAAAAACUUCGUAAAAAAUGUA
Molecule: messenger RNA, 4422 nt
Organism: Sitodiplosis mosellana (orange wheat blossom midge)
Lineage: Eukaryota; Metazoa; Arthropoda; Insecta; Diptera; Cecidomyiidae
Exons: 5
Coding region: 408-3644 (1078 amino acids)
Biological process (GO): regulation of transcription by RNA polymerase II
Cellular component (GO): chromosome
Molecular function (GO): chromatin insulator sequence binding
Source: RefSeq, a predicted model, not a curated record